Acytostelium subglobosum LB1 is the source of this 252-nucleotide messenger RNA. RefSeq lists its product as hypothetical. NCBI's taxonomy places the organism in Eukaryota, Evosea, Eumycetozoa, Acytosteliales, Acytosteliaceae. The record is from RefSeq and is a predicted model, not a curated record. The transcript has a single exon. The annotation marks the transcript as partial.
AUCAACGCACCUCAACUCUAUUUCUACUCAAUCAAUGAUUCGGUAGUGUCUUAUUUAGAUGUGGAGAAGUGUAUUGAGAUGAUGCGCCGCAAGUCGAUACCAGUGACACCAGUAUCAUUUGAUGAGUCCAAACAUUGUAACCAUCUAUCCAUUCAUCCAAUGCGUUAUCUUGCUAGUCUCUAUCAACAUUGGGAGACAUGUCUUCGCGCACCUCGCAUCAACAGUUUUGUCGAUGGUAUAUUUGGCAGUUUC